CCUCCGCAGAUCUCCUGUGUGCGGUAGACGGGUCAUCUGUGAUGUCGGCACCCUGCAGAUUCUACCGCUCUACACCUGUCUGGACCAGAUCCAGCAUGUGAUGAGGUCUUCAGACUCGGUACAGGGCACUCUGUAGAGGUUUCAAUGGACUCGGGUUGUUGCUGUGUGAAUUCUGCAGGCGCUGUCCUCGGGACUCUGGUGACCUUUGUACUGCUGUGGUUGGGAUAUCGCCUGGGUGUCAUCUACCAGCUCUUCCACAAGGUGGAAACUCAGAGUCCUCGCCAUGGAGGAGAGGUGGUCGCUAAAGUCCUACAAUCCCACGGCGUGCGAUACGUGUUCACGCUGGUUGGCGGCCAUAUCUCGCCCAUCCUGGUGGCCUGUGAAAAGCUGGGAAUAAAAGUGGUGGACACGAGGCAGGAGGCCACCGCUGUCUUUGCAGCCGAUGCAGUGGCCAGACUCUCAGGUACUGUGGGUGUGGCCGCAGUGACGGCUGGUCCGGGGUUAACCAAUACUGUAACCGCCAUUAAGAAUGCUCAGAUGGCCGAAUCCCCGCUAUUGCUGAUUGGUGGAGCAGCUGCCACUCUAUUGCAAGGGAGAGGAGCUCUGCAGGAUAUAGAUCAGAUGUCGCUCUUCAAACCUAUAUGUAAAUUCUGUGCUUCUAUCCGCACCAUACGAGACAUAGCGCCUAUCCUGCGCAGAGCGCUGGCCGAGGCCCAGUCUGGAACACCGGGCCCUGUGUUUGUGGAAUUUCCUAUUGAUAUUUUGUAUCCAUACCAUUUGAUCCAGAAAGAAUUGGCACCCAAAGGUGCCCCUAAAGGAAUUGUUGGGAAAAUCAUUAAUUGGUACUUACAGAAUCACCUGAAUAAUUUAUUUGCGGGAGCCUGGGAGCCACGAGACACCUCGCCCCUUCCUGUCUCCAUCCCCUUCGCCACCCCGGAUCAGAUCCAGCAAUGUGUGGAGUUGGUGAGUCGAGCGAAGAAGCCUGUAUUCAUCCUGGGCAGUCAGGUGACCCUUCCUCCCACACCUGUGGACAAGCUGAGACAGGCUCUGGAAUCCCUGGGUGUUCCGUGUUUCCUGGGAGGGAUGGCCAGGGGCAUGCUGGGAAGGAAUAGCCCUAUCCAUAUUCGACAGAAUCGCAGGGAAGCGCUUAAGGAAGCGGAUGUCGUGAUACUGGCAGGCACUGUGUGUGAUUUUCGGCUUUCCUAUGGCCGCGUUCUGAACAGACGCAGUAAAAUUAUCGCGGUGAAUAGGGACAAGUCUCAGCUUUUGAAGAACUCGGAUAUGUUUUGGAAGCCGGCUGUUGCUAUUCAGGGAGACGCAGGUUCUUUCAUCGCCCAUCUCGCUGAAGGACUGAAAGGAUACACGUGUCCCAAGGACUGGCCAGAGAGCCUGAAGUCAGGAGAUGAAUCCAAAGAGAAAGCCAACCAGGGAAAAUCUGACGAGAAGACCGAGAGACACCUGAAUCCCUUGAAAGUGCUCCAUGUAGUGGAUGAAGUGAUGGCGGAGGACAGCAUCAUUGUCGCAGAUGGAGGAGACUUUGUAGGGAGCGCGGCCUACAUCCUUCGACCAAGAGGACCUUUGUGCUGGCUGGAUCCAGGUGCUUUCGGUACUCUUGGUGUUGGAGGAGGAUUUGCUUUGGGAGCUAAACUUUGUCGUCCAGAAUCUGAGGUGUGGAUUAUAUUUGGGGAUGGCUCUUUAGGUUACAGUAUUGUAGAGUUUGAUACAUACACACGUCAUAAGACCCCUGUCCUUGCCCUUGUUGGAAAUGAUGCUUGUUGGAGUCAGAUUUCUAGAGAACAAGUUCCUCUACUGGGAAGCAACGUUGCCUGCGGUCUGGCGUACAAUGAUUACCAUGUGGUGGCAGAAGGGUUUGGUGGAAAGGGUUUCUUGGUCACGCGGCAAGAUGAAGACCGAAUAGAGGACAUCAUCAAGGAAGCACAAGAGGCCACUAGGAAAGGGAAAGCCACACUCCUCAAUGUACUAAUAGGCAAAACCAAUUUUCGAGAUGGGUCCAUCUCCGUGUAGAGGCUUUUUUUUUUUUUUUUGUUUAUGUUGAGGAUUGUGAAAUGAAAAAAUAUAUUUUUAAUAGCUCAAAUUCCCUAAUUUCUGAGUGUUCUCAUUUCAUCUUUUUUUAAGGUCGGCAGUCUCAGAUUUAGAAGAGUCUUAGGAAUGAUUAGAAAGACACUAGAUUUUUUAUAAAUUGAUUUUUCAACUUUUAAUGGUUACUUUUAUGUCGCUCAUUGCUGUUCUGGAAAAUCAGAGAGCCUCUGCUAGUAUGUACUGUAUAAUUGUAAUGUGACAUGGUAAACAUUUAAUUAAACUACAAGCUGCAAAAUAA
Rana temporaria (common frog) is the source of this 2338-nucleotide messenger RNA. It is a transcript of the gene ILVBL, whose product is annotated as ilvB acetolactate synthase like. The coding region runs from base 145 to 2025 and encodes 626 amino acids. Gene Ontology annotation, biological process: L-valine biosynthetic process. NCBI's taxonomy places the organism in Eukaryota, Metazoa, Chordata, Amphibia, Anura, Ranidae. Gene Ontology annotation, molecular function: flavin adenine dinucleotide binding; magnesium ion binding; acetolactate synthase activity. The record is from RefSeq and is a predicted model, not a curated record. The transcript has 16 exons. Gene Ontology annotation, cellular component: acetolactate synthase complex.